AUGACUACCAAAGUCAACGCUCGACCUCCUCCAUCACAGGAUUUGAUAAAAGCCUUCACCGCCUUUUUUCAUUAUAAGAUCCGGAUGAAAGAGUCGAUGAAUAACAUCCAAGCCCAGCAUGCUUUGCGGACUUUCAGACAUCUAAAAAGGGAGAACGUACAAGAGGAAGGAUUCGGGUUAAGCUUGGACGACAUAAGACGUGCUGCAAGAGUGGUGGCUAUGAUGCCGAAUGAUGUCAAGACGACACAUAAUGAGUUUGCGAGAGAGCUUUAUGAAGAGGCUACAAAGAGAACAAGAGACACGAAGGAGGAAGGCAGUCAUAUCGAUGCGAAGUCCUAUCUGCUGGUAUUGGUGCAGACGGGUGAUUCAGCUGAGGCAAGAGAACUUGUCAAGCAGUUGUAUGGCUCGACUGGGGACUUAGCAGGUCAAAGCCCGAGAGCGAGAUCUGGGAGAAGAUUUUGGAUAAUGGUCAUGGAGGGUUUUGCGAGGGAAAACAAUGAAGAAGAGCUUCUGAGGACUGCGGAAAUGGCGGAGAAGCUUGGCGUGCUUUAUGGCUCGCUAUUUCACGAGAUCAUGACCGUUUUCUAUGCCGAGAAGGACAAUAUCGAGGAGACCAAAAAGUGGUACACCAAGCCACGACCAAUAGAUCCAGCUGCAUCAGCCAAGACGGUGGCCACAAUCCUCCGCUUCUGCAUCCGAAACAACGAAGGAGACUGGUGCAAAUCCGUCUUCCGCGAACUCCUAGAGAGCAAUCCCACGAAGGAGAUCUGGGAUAUUGUUUUCCAAUGGGCCGCUGGGGUUCUAGGUAAAGGGGUCGAAGACGUAGAACGAAUGAUAGAAGUCAUGAUUCGCCACAACCCCGAUGACGAAACCAUGCGUCCUGAUGCCUCGACAAUAAAUGGACUUGUCGACCUCGCCAUGUCGUUGAACGACCCCUACCUCGCGGAACGUUACCUCGCACUCGGUACUAAAUUCGGCAUUCGACCCAACGCGCAAACUUAUAUCCUUCAAAUGAAUUACAGGGUCUCUGCUGGCGAUUUAACUGGUGCUCAGGCGGCUUAUACUUCCUUGCAAGCCGAAGAAAUCCUCGACAAUGAAGAUCUCCCGGCGAUCAACAAGUACAUCCGUGCUCUUUGCGCUGCGAAGUCUCCCAACCACUAUCUCAUCACAACACUUAUUACUGAUCUCGAUGAACGGGGUGCCAGAUUAGAAGCUGCAACUGUAUCGGCAUUAUGCAUGACAAAUCUUGCCCGUGGAGAGCUGAACGACGUAGUAGACCUUCUACAGACACAUGCAUUUCACUACACGCUCUCUGAGCGGGCUUUAAUUCGUGAUGAGUUUGUUGCCUACUGUUUGGAUCGCAAGAACACUGCAAGCAAAGCCUGGGAGGCAUACACGAUCUUCCGUACGAUAUUCGAGGAGACGGAUAUAGACAUCAGGACGAAGAUGAUGAAUGAAUUCUUCCAAAGAAGGAGGUCAGACAUGGCCUGUCACGUGUUUGGCCACAUGCGCCAGCAUAUCCGCCCUUCUGCUCGCCCUGUCCUCGAGACUUACAUACAAUGCUUCGAGGGCAUAGCAUCCUGUUCUGAUCGCGAAUCGCUCGAUAUAGUACACAAUAUGCUCAAAAUGGAUUCGAGCAUCGAACCUAACACCCGUCUCUAUAAUUCCCUAAUGCUUGCAUACACAGCCUGCGAUGAUUCGGACAAAGCAUUGCAUUUCUGGGACGACAUCACUUUAAGUAAAGAGGGCCCCACUUAUAACAGUCUUGAGAUUGUGUUCCAUGCGUGUAGGAGGAAACCAUUUGGCGAAAGGAGGGCCAGAGCAGUGUGGGAUAAAAUGCAAAGGAUGGAGAUUGAAGUUACGCCACGAGUUUUUGUGGCAUAUCUAGGUGCGCUUGCGGGUAACAGCCAGGUGAAGGAGGCGAAAGAUCUGGUUGAGAAUGCGGAGAAGCAGUUUGGUUUCACGCCUAAUGUUAAGAUGCUCGGCACUUUCUACAACGCACUCCCGGGACAGAACCAGAAAGACGUUGUUGAAAAAUGGGCGAGAGAGUUAUAUCCUACUGCCUGGGAAGAGUUAGAGAAGUUGGGACAAAUCACUGCCAAGGAAGGGCAUAGAUUGUUCAAAAUGCCGCAAGAAGAAAUCAAAGCCUAA
Amorphotheca resinae ATCC 22711 is the source of this 2151-nucleotide messenger RNA. RefSeq lists its product as hypothetical. Lineage: Eukaryota; Fungi; Ascomycota; Leotiomycetes; Helotiales; Amorphothecaceae. The record is from RefSeq and is a predicted model, not a curated record. The transcript is spliced from 2 exons. Bases 1 to 2151 code for a protein of 716 amino acids. Gene Ontology annotation, molecular function: protein binding.